Messenger RNA from Panicum hallii, 1881 nucleotides. Its product is annotated as heat stress transcription factor A-2c-like. Gene Ontology annotation, molecular function: RNA polymerase II cis-regulatory region sequence-specific DNA binding; DNA-binding transcription factor activity. Gene Ontology annotation, cellular component: nucleus. The record is from RefSeq and is a predicted model, not a curated record. The transcript has 4 exons. Bases 277 to 1374 code for a protein of 365 amino acids. Lineage: Eukaryota; Viridiplantae; Streptophyta; Magnoliopsida; Poales; Poaceae. Gene Ontology annotation, biological process: regulation of transcription by RNA polymerase II.
CCAGCCCGCCGCUCUUCUCCCGCAACCGGGUUCACCGACCGUUUUCACGGCGCAGAAAUAUCUUCCCCUCCCCUCCCCCUGCGCUUCCAUUUCCACCCAACAGCAACAGCAGCAAGUAUCCUAGAGAGUUUCCCUCCGCUAUUCGCCACUUGUCCGGGCGAUUCCAGCUCCUGAUCGCGCGAAUCGAGUUCGUUCUUGGCCGCAGGAGCCGGGUUCUUGCUGCAAUCGGGGGUUCUUGGUUCCCGCGGGCCGAGUCCUUGGGCCUCGGCCGCGGCCAUGGAGCCGUCGGCGGCGGCCGCGGGCAUUGUGAAGGAGGAGCUCCUGGAGCAGCAGCCGCUGCAGGACGGCGUGCGCCUCGGCGGCGGCGGCGGGGACGCGCCGCGCCCGAUGGAGGGGCUCCACGAGGUCGGCCCCCCGCCGUUCCUGACCAAGACGUUCGACCUGGUGGAGGACCCGGCCACCGAUACCGUCGUCUCCUGGAGCCGCGCCGGCAACAGCUUCGUCGUCUGGGACCCGCACGUGUUCGCCGACGCGCUGCUCCCGCGCCUCUUCAAGCACAGCAACUUCUCCAGCUUCGUCCGACAGCUCAACACCUAUGGCUUCAGAAAGGUUGAUCCUGAUAGGUGGGAGUUUGCAAACGAAGGUUUCCUCAGGGGUCAAAGGCACCUACUGAAGACAAUAAAGAGAAGGAAGCCACCAUCAGCUGUGCCACAAUCACAUCAGCAGCAGACUUCCGCUUCUUGCCUGGAGGUUGGUGAGUUUGGAUUUGAGGAAGAGAUUGACAGGCUGAAGCGCGACAAGAACAUCUUAAUCACAGAAGUAGUAAAGCUAAGGCAGGAGCAGCAAAGUACUAAAGAUCAUAUGAGAGCCAUGGAAGGGAGGCUACGUGUUGCUGAGCAGAAGCAGGUACAGAUGAUGGGGUUCUUGGCAAGAGCAAUGCGGAAUCCAGAGUUCUUCCAGCAGUUGGUCCAGCAGCAAGAUAAGAGGAAGGAACUUGAGGAUGCCAUCUCAAAGAAAAGAAGGCGACCGAUUGACAACACUCCGUUCUACAGCCCUGGGGAAACAAGUCAGAGCGAACAGCUUGAUUCACAGUUCAUGUUCGAUUCUGGUGUGCUUGAUGUGCUCAGUGAACCUGGAAUGCCUGAACUGGAGAAUUUAGCAGUGAACAUUCAGGAGCUAGGAAAGGGUAGUACAGAUGGUGCAAAGAUGGAUCAAGCUAAUGGACAGUCAGAGCUGAAUGAUGACUUCUGGGCAGAGCUAUUGAUCGAAGAUUUUGGAGACAAGGCAGGGCAGUCAGAGUUGGAUGGAAGACCUGAAGAUGUGGAGGACCUUGCUCAACAACUGGGGUAUCUGAGUUCUUCUAGCCCAAAGUAGAGUUGUGUUCAUAUUGGUUCACCCGACAAUUGCUGGUGCUUUCUGUACUAUUGCAGAUCAUCUUGAACAACCUGUUAAAUGGUGGAGAUUUAUGGCUGUUCUGAGGUGUUCAUGUGGGAGGCCCAGACCGUGGACACAACUAUGCUGAAGGCUCCGUGCUGUGAGAGACUCGUGAGGUGUUGGCUAACCUCUCCAUGCUGUGGCAAAGUGAUCCUAAUGAUGGUGACUGGCAAAGUGAUCCUAAUGUCGUCAGUUUCUGCAUUGGGUUGUAGCCGUUAGGUUGAGUACUUGAGUCACUCUGUGAUUGGUGUAACCUGAAGACAUCCUUAGCUUGCUGUUUAGAUAUUAAGCAUGAUGUUUGGUUCACUGUGCGUCAGGUUGCAAAAUAAGACCAGAUCUGAACGAUUUAGCAUAUACUCUUCCUGAUGCCAUCAUGUUUUUCUGGACUCCUACCUGUGUACAGUCUGCAGUUUCUUUGCAUUUGGUAACAGCCCAACUCUUGUCUCA